AUGGCAAAGGGACACGCCUAUGAAGCACAGUUUAAACUGAUGGCUAUCAGCUACGAAGAGGAACAUGGAAAUCAAGCGGACGAGAUGAAAAUUGAACAUUUUCAAGGAGGUCCGUCGUGGUGCUUUCGUUUUAUGCAACGGUGCAAUUUUUCCAUCCGGACCAGGACUACAGUAGCUCAGCGACGUCCGGCGGAUUAUAAUGAAAAGCUGGCGAGCUUCCACUCCUACUGCAGCAAACACAUCGCCGACAAACGCAUCCAGCCAAGCCACAUCACCAACAUGGACGAGGUGCCGCUCACUUUCAACAUCCCGGUGAAUCACACGGUGGAGAAGAAGGGGACCAGCAUGGUAGCGAUACACACAAUGGGGUAUGAAAAGGCGUCGUUUACUGUUGUGCUUGGCUGCCACGCAAAUGGACAGAAACUGCUGCCGGUGGUGAUUUUUAAGCGAAAGGCUUUGCCUAAAGAGACUUUUUCAGCUGGAGUCGUUAUUAAGGAAAAAGGUCACAGCUCUGACGUCUGGAUUGGUUUGUAUAAUGAAAUCGACUGGAAGUGGUCGGACGGGUACACGGGGACUGGGACUGACUACAGGCAAUGGAAAACAGCUUCUAAUGAACCAGAUUUUAAUAAUGCCAUUCAGUUCUGUGUGCUUUCUGGGUAUUUAGGAAAUUGGUGGGACGAUUCGUGUGCAAGAGAGCUUCCGUUUAUCUGUAACACAGGGACACAACAGGGGGCUACGUUUACUUAUCAGAAGGAACAAAUGAAUUGGUCUGAUGCUCAGACGUUUUGCAGAGAAAACUUUGCAGAUCUUGCAACUGUAAAGAACGAUGCUGAAAAUCAGAUGAUUGCUAAAUUAAUAACUAACGAGGCAUGGAUCGGCCUGUUCAGAGAGCCAAAUCUGUUUUGGUCUGAUGGCAGCGACUUUCUCUUUAGCAACUGGGAUUCUGUCCAGAAUCAAAUUGGUUCCAUGAAUGUCAUAUGUGGUGUUACAUCUUCUGGCAAAUUGGGAAAAUGGAAGUUUCUCUCUUGUGAAAAACAAUUACCAUUUGUCUGCUACAGUGUCAGUGAGUUCAAAAAGGUAGUGAAGCUGAGGCUGAAGAUGGAGGACUCUGUGGAUCUGAACGACCCUGCUCUGAAAGCAAGCAUCUUGAAGAAGCUCCAAGACAGACUACAGGACAGUGGAAUGGGUGGGGCGACCCUGAAGUGGAACGAGCAACCUGAUGGAGGAGUUUUCCAGAAAGAGAUAGACACUGAGAUCUGAUUUAUGAUCGCAGAUUCAUUUAUGAU
Cyprinodon variegatus (sheepshead minnow) is the source of this 1286-nucleotide messenger RNA. RefSeq names its product secretory phospholipase A2 receptor-like. The coding region runs from base 1 to 1260 and encodes 419 amino acids. The record is from RefSeq and is a predicted model, not a curated record. Lineage: Eukaryota; Metazoa; Chordata; Actinopteri; Cyprinodontiformes; Cyprinodontidae. The transcript has 5 exons.